Messenger RNA from Lentinula edodes (shiitake mushroom), 2343 nucleotides. RefSeq lists its product as uncharacterized. Bases 1 to 2343 code for a protein of 780 amino acids. NCBI's taxonomy places the organism in Eukaryota, Fungi, Basidiomycota, Agaricomycetes, Agaricales, Omphalotaceae. The record is from RefSeq and is a predicted model, not a curated record. The transcript is spliced from 17 exons.
AUGAAGUUCUCUGCAAAACCUCUUAGAAGGGCAGCCAAAUGGGUACGCUCCACCUCCGACACAUUGAUUGCCAAGCAUCCUACCAGGAGGUCCAAAAGGACUGCAUCAGUGACCUCUCCAUCCUCGCAAGCUAAUUCGACGACCUUUGAGCCUUCGCUCCGUGAAAUGCCUCUGAACCCUGAGCCAUUUGUAGUUCCCGAUGGCUUUGUUAAGGAUGGUGUUCAGCUAUCAUUCCCCCCCAGUCGAGAUCGAUAUCUACCAGCCAUCUUCUCCGUUCCUUCACAUCCUCGUAUACCUGAAGACGUUCGCUCAGAAAUCAACCGCAUCCUUAUUAUACCCUGGCCUGCAAACAAUCCAUCAUACAACAAGUUUUUCUUUCACUAUGUCAAAGAGAAUGUGAAGAUUCCAGGUGGUCCAAAUGCCACUAUCCCUCUUACUGGUUCAGGAGAACCAUUGGACGAUAUAUUUGAAGGAGCUGUGGUCUCCCCCUACCUCAGGGAUCCAAAUAGUAAUCUUGGUAAAAUGAUGCUCAAUCUCCGUGAUCUGACAUUAGGCACAAGGGAAGAACGUACACAACUUGGCCGCACCCAUUUUGAAAAAUGCUCCAAACGAGCUAUUCCAGUAGGAGGGGAAGGUUCUUGUUAUUCUGUUGGAUUAAGCCAUCAGAAGCCCAGAAAUUUGGCUGGUCCUUCAGCAGGAGGAAAGGUCAGGGGGAAAAUCAGUGAGGAGGAGCAAGAACAUGUUGAAAUACGGGAAAAUUUGGUCAAAACUGCCAUCCGAAUAGGCGUGGAUAUCUUCAAGCGACUCUUGCCCCAAGAGUACAAGGUCCUUGAAAACAAUGCAGAAUUACACAAUGUUCCUCGAAUUGGCACUGAUGACAAUGUCUGCUUUACUGGAGUCCAAUACAAUGUUGCAAAACCACAACCUGAAGAAGACAAGCCUACUUGUAUCAAAACACUAUUUUUCUUUGGAGGUGUUCAUAUUGAUCAAGCUGAUUCCAAUGGCGGUAGGACAAAAAUACUUUCUGCUCCAGAUCUUCCUGAAGGCUGGGAAGGGGGGCGUUUCCACCUUGUGGAAUUUGGUUUAUACGUUGAGUUGGAUGGAUUGAUUAUUGCAAACUUUAGUGGCUUACACCUUCAUGGUGGUACUCCACCAUUGGCACCUACUGGUGCUGAAAUUCCUGCCUGGGCAUACCGUUCUGUGGUUGUGCUUUAUCCUCAAGGUCCUAUAUUAGAUGGACGGGUGGUAAUGAAUAUUUCAGCUGAUGAAGAUGGUGUCCCUAUGCAAUUAACACCAAAGAUGAGAAAUUUAACUUCACAACCCCCAAUUGCUGAAAUUGAAUAUGAAGAACUAUCACCUGAAGAUAAGGUCCAGAAUCUGGCCAUUGAAGAAAUUGCACUUUCUGCGAGGGAGAUCAACUUUGUGGAUGAUGGUCAUAUUAUAAUGACACCUCAAGCUGAGGCAGACUUUCUUGCUCGAGCUUUCUAUGAAUUUCUCCGGUACCAUCAAAUCCGCAGUGGAAUGACAGCUCCUGGGGAUUUUGAAACCUUCCGCCACACUUGGUCAAUUAAACGGAACGAUUGCAUUUACUAUCCACGUCCUUGGCCUUUAUGCCCUGAUGGAUCAGGAUGGAGUGAAUCUCUCACAAGUACAGGAGUACCUGGGCCACGUUUCAACCAUAUUCCAUCGAAGCAGAAUGAUGCACUACGUAUCAAACAGAAGAAAAUUGCUGCAAAUAGUCGAAGGGGUUUACGGUCCCAGAAAGGACCCGGCGUUUCUGAUAUAUCCAGUGCUGCUCAACAUGCACUGCAGAAAAGAAAACAUGGAAGUGACAACAAGAAGAACAAAUCCAACAACAAAAUUCAAAGAAUGACAGAAGCUGUUGUGGACAAUAUAGAUGAUGAAGGUAACAAGGAUGAUGAUAAAGAAUUUUCUGUCAAACGAUUUAUUUCACAUCGUCUCUCCAACAAUCCCAAGCAUCCUGGCUAUGAAUACUUGAUUGAGUGGGAGCAAGAUAGCUCGGAAACAUGGGUUCAUGAAAGUCUUAUUAGCCAAGGACAGAUGUACAAUAAUUAUCGUCAAAAGGCAUUCACUAAAAUUACAGAGGUCUCUUCAGAAAGCAAUUCCAUGGGUAGGAAGCGGGUGUAUCAUAUGUAUCUGGAUUUUGAUGGCAUGGACAACUUUAACUGUCCUUCCAAUGUGGCCCAUCAACCACCAAGAGAAGAUGAAGGUUUUGCAAGGAGUGGUUUACCGGGCCAGAACAAUGAUACCAGUAGCAUUCCGGAUCCCCCUCUUGAUGGAAGUUUCAGAGGACUCAAUAACAUGCACAAUCCAAACCCUUGA